Neltuma alba is the source of this 414-nucleotide messenger RNA. Its product is annotated as UDP-URONIC ACID TRANSPORTER 1-like. The coding region runs from base 58 to 414 and encodes 118 amino acids. The record is from RefSeq and is a predicted model, not a curated record. Lineage: Eukaryota; Viridiplantae; Streptophyta; Magnoliopsida; Fabales; Fabaceae. The transcript has 3 exons.
UUCAAGUCUGUCCUUCAGGGCAUCUUACUUUCUUCUGAAGGGGAGAAGUUGAACUCGAUGAAUUUGCUCCUGUAUAUGUCUCCAAUGGCUGUCGUGGUUUUGGUUCCUGCAGUGCUUAUUAUGGAGCCCAAUGUCAUAGACGUCACAACAACUCUUGGAAGGGAGAAAAAAUCUAUGUGGAUUCUUCUUUUGCUUAACUCAGUGACCGCUUAUGUAGCGAACUUAUCAAACUUCUUGGUGACUAAGCAUACAAGUGCUCUUACCCUUCAGGUGUUGGGGAAUGCAAAGGGUGCUGUGGCUGUUGUGAUCUCAAUCCUUAUAUUUAGAAAUCCUGUGACUGUUGUGGGCAUGGCGGGCUACACAAUUACAGUAUUGGGGGGUGGCAGCAUACGGAGAAACAAAGAGAAGGUUUAG